GAUGAGCGUUGAAGAAAAAUUCAGGAUUGUGAGGAGUAUUGGGGAAGAAUGCAUCCAGGAGGAAUAACUCUUGAAUCUUCUUACCAGAAAUCCCCAACCCAUCUGCUAUGAUGGGUUUGAACCCUAUGGCCGAAUGCAUAUUGCUCAGGGUGUUAUGAAGACGAUUAAUUUUAACAAGCUCACUUCUAUUGGUUGCAAAGUAAAGAUUUGGAUAGCAGAUUGGUUUGCUCAAUUAAACAACAAAAUGGGUGGAGAUUUAAACAAAAUCCAAACUGUUGGACACUAUUUAAUUGAGAUCUGGAAAGUUGCAGACAUGAAUUUGGAAGAUGGUAAAGUAGAGUUUAUUUGGUCUUUUGAAGAAAUUAAUGCAAGGGCACGUGAAUAUUGGCCGUUAGUCAUGGAUAUUGCUAGAAGAAACAAACUUCCUAGAAUAACGAGGUGUUGUCAGAUUAUGGGUCAAAGUGAGCAUGAUGAACUAACUGCAGCUCAAAUAUUCUACCCAAGCAUGCAAUGCGCUGAUAUAUUUUUCCUCAAGGCCGAUAUCUGUCAAUUAGGCAUGGAUCAACGAAAAGUGAAUGUUCUUGCAAGGGAGUACUAUGAUGACAUCAAAAGUAAAAACAAGCCUAUCGUAUUAUCUCAUCAUAUGCUUCCUGGUUUGUUACAAGGACAAGAAAAGAUGUCAAAAUCUAAUUCUUCUUCUGCUGUUUUUAUGGACGAUGAAGAGACUGAGGUUAAUUUAAAGAUAAAGAAAGCAUAUUGUCCACCCAAUAUUGUUGAUGGGAAUCCAUGUCUUGAGUACAUUAAAUACAUUGUAUUCCCUUGGUUUAAUGAGUUCAAGGUUGAAAGGAAAGAGGAAAAUGGAGGUGAAAAGUGA
Molecule: messenger RNA, 874 nt
Organism: Lactuca virosa
Lineage: Eukaryota; Viridiplantae; Streptophyta; Magnoliopsida; Asterales; Asteraceae
Source: the annotation of a GenBank genome assembly